This is a messenger RNA of Mesorhabditis belari, 702 nucleotides long. Lineage: Eukaryota; Metazoa; Nematoda; Chromadorea; Rhabditida; Rhabditidae. The record is from the annotation of a GenBank genome assembly.
AUGGCGUGUAUUGUGAAAUUUUCGGUUUCGAUUGGUGCCUUUACGUUAGCAGCAGUUUGGGAUGAGAAAAGACGUCAAAAGUUUCAUGAAGAAGCCGAGUCAAUUGUCCGAAAAUUUUACCAAGAAGCACAACGAAUGGGAUCACCGGAUAAGGAGCCAGAGUUUGAGCUUUCGCCCGGUAUGAAGUGUGCGCUAUUUCUUGUCGUCGCCAAUUGCACGCAACAGUUAUGCUCGCCGAUGUUGCUCUCCGCAUUUUCACACUCAUCAUUGCUACAUCUUGGCAUCAAUAUGUACGUGUUAUGGACGUUCGCAAGUGUUUCAAUUGAUAAAUUCCUUGGCGUGCCUCAAUUUUGCGCUAUGUACGCAUCGGCGAGUGUGGUCUCUUCACUGACGUCCCUUAUGCACAAAUCCGCCAUCCGUUCACCGAUUAGAGCCCUUGGAGCAAGUGGAGCUAUUCUUGGAUUACUGGCUUAUACAUGUUGCAAGAUUCCCGAGGCGCGUCUACACAUCGUCUUCUUGCCCUUUUUCGACUUCUCGGCACAAUCAGCGAUUAUCGGAGUGAUUUUAUUCGACUUGGCGGGACUAUUGUUUGGUUUUAAAUUAUUCGAUCAUUUGGGAGGUGCUCUUUUCGGCGUCGCUUAUGCACAAUAUGGAGAAGAAUUUUGGAAAAGAUACAGUCCGACGAUUGGCAAAUGGCUAAAU